Messenger RNA from Metarhizium acridum CQMa 102, 3423 nucleotides. RefSeq lists its product as uncharacterized. NCBI's taxonomy places the organism in Eukaryota, Fungi, Ascomycota, Sordariomycetes, Hypocreales, Clavicipitaceae. The record is from RefSeq and is a predicted model, not a curated record.
AUGUCGUCCCAGAAGAAACGGCAGGCGGCUUCGCGGCCGUAUCCCCAGCCUGAUGUUGGAGGCUCGGCGUCUGGAGGUUACCAAAAUAGACUCGCUAACCAAAACGACAUUGAGUCUGGCCUCCGGAAACACCCCUUCUACACCCAUGAUGUCUCUUCUCCUCAGGAUCCGAACCGUUAUUCUCGCAUACAUAUUGGGCCAGAGUAUGCGAAUGCGAGUCUAACAGUCCAAACACAGUCGCAGGACAUCAAAGGGCACGAACCAGGCAACUUGGCAAUACGCAGACAUAAGCCUGAACUUCAAUUGCAGAGCUCGACCGCAUCAGCACCACACAAAUCGUCGACUCCUGCUGUUAGAAGGCGUAGACCUGAACUCUCAUUACAAAAUUCGACUUUAUCAACACCGUACAAUGCGACGCCCGCCGUUUUCGGGAAAACACACGUUACCGAUAAUGUUCGUGCAGCAGAUAUUCCUAGGCGCAAGUCAAUACGCAAGUCAGCUAUAGUCGGUGCCUCGAGCACAAGUAGUCUUGCUAACCCACCAUCACUGCAGAAAGUCGACGCGGGCAGCCAAGGACGACGAAACACAUCAGUAAAGCCUGGCUUCGUCAAGUUGGGUCUGAUGCCACUCUCUCCAUUGAAUCUCGGCCUUGUUGACCAGCGCCAAACUUCUACUCCCGCCAGUACAUCCGAUCGUCAUGCUUCUCGCGACCCUGGCUUUUCUUCUCGCUCAACUCUACCCCAGUCAUCCGGCGAACGGCCAGUGUCUGCAGUUGGUGAUGCUAGGCCGGCCCUAUCAUACAUACCAAUGCGUCGACGUUCAUUAGUUCAGACUCCUGGUCUCGCGACAAGGACGCCAUCUCGUUAUAAGCUGCCUGGGGGCCGUAAUAGCUUCAGAUCUUCGACAUCGCUUGCAUCUGUUCUGGCUAGUGCAGCAUCAACAGGUGCCGAAGUGCACAAAGACGCUGGGAGUGAGGGUAAACGAAAGAUUCAAAAGCACAUGUCGUUACCUGAUCUGCAAAUGAAGGCGGAACAAGAGCGAUCCGGCAAACCCAGCCGGUCCGAAUAUCAGCAGCUUGGCGGUUUGAAGCUGGGGACACUCCGUAUUACAAAUUUUUCUUCGGUCCCAAGAUGUAUGCGCGAUAGUAACGGAGGAAAGCAAACCCAAUCCACAACGACGAAGUCGAAGAAUGGCAUCGGAGCUCGAAAUGCGGGUUUCCGUCUUAGCUCCCAGGGUGUAUCAAAUCUCUCUACUCCUACGCUCUCAACAACAAUCAAUGCCACAAAGAAUGGCACAAAAGACCAUCUCAACGGUAACUCGUCCGUUUCAUUUGGUUCUAAACGCCAUAGGCGUUUCUCUUUCGGUGACACGCCAGGGGUUGCGUCUAGCAGAAAGCGUCUGUCAAUUCUCAGGGAGCUCAUAGAGGAGCCUCUUGAAGAUUAUGAUUUUAUGCGCGAAGUUUCGUCAUCACAUCCUCAAGCAAUGAAAGACGACUCAUGCAAUCAAAAUGAAAGCCAAAUAGGCCCCACACAGGAUGACGCGGCGUUGAAACAUUUCGCGGACGAAAUUCUUGACACCAGCGAUGAUUCGAGCGCGAAUCGUGUCUCGGAGAGCUCAGAGGUUAAGCCCGCAAAUGAAGUUGAUCCAUACGAUAUAUCUAGGCCGGACAGCGGCUUUGUAUCGGCCACUUCUUCUCUCAGUUCCCCAGGCUCACCUUCGCAGACGGAUAGCGGUUAUAGCUCCACUACCUCAAUUCAAUCAAAACCUGCAGUUGUAGAUUCUGGAGUUGCUGAUAAGACAACUCCUGAAGGCUUAUCGGGACGCGGCGCAAAUCAUAUGGGUGACGAUAAGGACGGAACUGUUGGUCAUGAGACUGAAGACGAUUCGACCAAUAACCCUUCCCGAGAUUCGGUCACCUCGCUGUCAAGAAGCAGUUUACGGCUUUUGUCGUCUCUGAUACGACCCCGGCAUAGCCUUUUGGUUUCAGGGUCUGGCGAUGAUGAUAGUCAAGUGGAUCAAAACGAAUCAAACAGCCAUAACGAUACUUCACAGUCCAAAAGCAGCUCUGUGAGUCAAGACGGUACCGUUCAACCGAGGGUUAGAUCAAACAGCGGUAGCCAAUUGGCCGGGAAGCUACAGCGGUUGUUCGCACAUCACAAAGAAGAUGACUUGUCUACCGGAUAUGGUUCGCAUGACCUCCAGGCGGUCCCCACGGUACCAGUAGACGUCGAAGAACGACUCAGCGAGCAUAACAGAGUAUUUCCAACCUCGCCCAAGAAGCUUACCAAACAUUCUAGCCGGAGCACUGAAUCACUGAAAACAAUCGUCAGCGUCGACAGCGCCAUCGCGUAUAGUGAAAGCAAUUAUAGCCAGGAUGACCGUGACCAUGACGAUAAUAUCAGUCAUUAUGGUCACAGCAUCAAAAGUGGUACAACUUACAAGGGCCACAAGAGCAUGAACAGCCUGGACAGCUUCAAAAGUUUGAAUAGUCUUUCCAGUUCUGGGACUGUCAGAAGUCUCCCAAGUUCCGAAAGCGCUAAGAGCGACUCAACUAUCGCAGGGGCGGAUGACACCAAAAUAUUUCAUAUUGAGGCGCUGCUGGACGGAUCUGACCUCGAGGUUGAAGAUGGUGAUACUCAUCUGCAAAGGACUACGACUUCAGUUGCGAUUCCAGCUGUCUUGCCCGCGACCGAGGACGCAUUUAUCGGCGAGAAACCUGUACCUCCUCCUCGAAAUCCAUCCCGCCCCAGGAGACAAAUAGGUAAUCACAAGGCCAUACUUCAGACUAGCCGAAAUGUCACUGAAAAGGCGGCUCCCUAUGGAGCCUCCACUACGUUGCGAACCCAGGAUAACCGGUUCAUGAGAAGUGAACGUGCGAUUCUCCCUGCCAGUCAAACGACGCGAACUCACAUCAGCUCUGGGCUAGACACGUAUAGGGCCAGGGCACCCGUCUCGGCGCCGAAUCUUUCUAACUCAUUCUCUUCCAACUCGGACGCUGCCGCAAAAUCUGGACCAAGACUAACCGUUGCGGAUAUGACCAAAGAGCUGCCACCAGAGCCGCCGCGCGAUGAUCUCCUGCGCAGUUCAUUCUCAAAACGACCGUGGCAGCAGAAGCGACUAGCUGAAAGGAAAUGGCUACAGAAUAACAAUCAAGAGAGCGUCCGAAGUUAUGAGUUUCAUCAUAAUCACGUACGAUCCCAGACGUCGACCGUCAUGGGCCGAGAGCAGACUCAGGUAGUCCAGGACCAUAUCUCGGUAUUCAUGUCACAGCGUCGACACUCUACCUUAAUCCACCGGCCGGCCUUUUCUGAAUCUCUAGCAAUUUCUUCCCUGGAGCGUCCAAAGGACGAGCCUCGGCCGCCUUACCGGGUCCUCCACAGCUAUAAUUCACCAGCAUAUAAAAACAUUCCCAUCUGGGCAUAA